AAACCCAACUAAGAAAGAAAGAAUACGGCAACAGUUGUGGUGACCCUAUAAACCCCCAACAACAAGUAGACUAUAAUAAGAGGCUUCUCUAAGUGUUCCCGAUUUUUUCGUCUUAAUUUGGUAAAUUUUUUCUCCUCAAACUCCGACAGAAUAGCCAGCAAUGACCGAGGAAAUUUUAUCACUCAAGUGGAAUAAUCAUCGUACAACAUUUCUUCAUGUAUUAUCAAAUGUUAGACUAAAGGACUCUUACUCUGAUGCAACAAUCACCUGUGAAGGAAAAUUCUACCCAAUUCACAAGCUUGUUGUAUCAUCAUGCAGUGAUUACUUUGAUAAAAUCUUUCAAGCAACUCAAUGCAAGCAUCCUGUUAUUGUCAUAAAGGACAUCAGACACAACGAUAUGGAAGCUCUAUUGAACUACAUGUACCAAGGUGAAGUGAAGGUGUUGCAGAGGGAUCUACCUGGAUUAUUAAGAGCUGCUGAGUGCCUUAGAAUAAAAGGUCUGGCAGUACCUGAUGAAGCACCAACAAAGGAGGAACGUGAUGUACCUCCCACAGAAAUUGAUCCCGACCCUCCUAAAAAGCGAUCAAAAUCAGACGAGUGCAUAGACACCUUACCACUAUCAGAAAUACCUGUAACUCAGUCUGAACAAUCAGAUUACCCCUUGAUAUAUCCUAAUCAAGAAAAUGGUGAAUCCAUAGAUAUUCCGGGUUGGCACUAGAAGCUUCCUUUGGGCCCAUGGUGGCUUAUUUAGCAGUUACAAGCACUAAAAACACUGGAAUAAUGCAAAAUGUUCCGAAUGUAUGCAUGGAAGCGACCGCACUGGCUUGUAAACAUUGGCACACUAACUGAAGGCAGGCCAACUGAGGCACACUCAGGCCAGCCAGACGCUGGGCGCGUACGGGACGUACGGGACGAAUGAUGUAAGUCGAGUUUUUCACCGUAGGUCGGGGUCAAACUUUUACUCUGACAAGCAUCGUAAGUCAGUUUUAUCAUAGGUUGAGGUCAUCGUAAGUCGGGGGUCCACUGUAUAUACAAAAUAUUUAUAGGUCAUACCAAUGUUUUAGAGAUGCUGGAGUAUACAUGAAACUCCUUGAAGCACAGUAUAAGACAAGUGUCACUCCACUGCUGACAGUGCAGCAGCAGAGUAACAUUUGAGGAUCGAGCACCACUCCAGGGAACCAUGGCUUUAUUUGUUUUCACUGUUACACACAAAUAUAUCUCUAUCAGUCUGUCUAGCUCUGUCUGUUUAUCUGCCUUUCUGUCUACUUGUGUGUGUCUGUCUUCCUGUCCCUCUCUGCUUAUCUAUCUCAGAGAGCCGCUCAUGAACCAAUAGGUAUUACACAUGAUGCAGAGUCGUCACGUCUGAUUCCUGAUCAAGUGAAAAUAUGUAUUACUUGCCAGUCAUGCUUAUUAUGUCUUAUAUCUACAAGCACAAUAUAGCACUUUGCAUUUUUUGGGUUAUCCUAGGUAAUUUACACUAUGUAUGAUAAUUGUACUUAUGUGUACCUGUGAGACAGAGACAGAGAUAACAUAAGAACAUAAGAACGAAGGAACACUGCAGAAGGCCUACUGGCCCAUGCGAGGCAGACAAAGAUAGACAGACAGACAGAGACAGAAGCAGAGAGAGACAGCCAAAAUCA
This is a messenger RNA of Cherax quadricarinatus, 1640 nucleotides long. Lineage: Eukaryota; Metazoa; Arthropoda; Malacostraca; Decapoda; Parastacidae. The record is from RefSeq and is a predicted model, not a curated record.